AUGGCGUGCAACUGCAUCUUGGCCAGGCUUCGUGAUGACAUGGGACGCAGCCCUGCUGGCCCUGAGAGGCUGAGGCUGCCCCCCGAUGUGGUCCCUGGCCCUGGCUCCCCAGCCGCCUCUGGCUCCGGCUCCCCAGCCGCCUCUGGCUCCCCAGAGCACUCCUCUCCGAGCAAGAAGACAAAGAAGGCUGCCCUCUCAGGUCAGCUGCCCAAACUGGCACCCCAGAAGGACAAGGUCUCCUCGAAAGUCACCCUCUCUGAACUCAAGUCAUGCCUGCAGCGGGCCCGGGAGCUGGGGGCACGGGCCCAGGAACUGAGGGCAAGUGCCCCUGGGAAUGAUGCCAGGGAACCCAGUGUGCUGGAGACUGAGGAGCACCCAGCAGAGCCAUGUGAAGAGAAGGCACCUGCCUAUCAACGCUUCCAUGCCCUGGCCCAGCCCGGCCUUCCUGGCCUCGUGCUGCCUUACAAGUACCAGGUGUUGGCUGAGAUGUUCCGCAGCAUGGACACCAUUGUGGGCAUGCUCUACAACCGCUCGGAGACCGUGACCUUUGCCAAAGUCAAGCAGGGUGUCCAGGACAUGAUGCGGAAGCGCUUUGAGGAGCGCAAUGUGGGCCAGAUCAAAACCGUGUAUCCUACGUCCUACCGCUUCCGCCAGGAGCGCAACAUCCCCACCUUCAAAGACAAUGUCAAGAGGUCCGAUUACCAGCUCACCAUCGAGCCGCUGUUGGAUCAGGAGGUUGGCAACGUGGCCCCCCAGCUCACAGCCUCACGCCUCCUACAGCGGCGACAGGUCUUCAGCCAGAACCUGGUGGAGCGUGUCCGGGAGCACCACAGGGUCUUCCUGGCCUCCCUGAAUCCCCCCAUGGUGGUGCCUGAGGACCGGCUGACACGCUGGCACCCUCGCUUCAACGUGGAUGAAGUGCCUGACAUCGAGCCUGCUGAGCUGCCCCAGCCACCUACCACAGAGACGCUGGCCACUGCUCAGGAGGUGCUGGCUCGAGCCCGAAGUCUGAUGUCACCCAGGAUGGAGAAGGCCCUGAAUGACUUAGCCCUGCGCACAGCUGUGCCCAGCAGCCCUGUGUCCUCCAGCCCGGUACUGCCAGCCACCCCUCCAGCCACGCCACCUGCUCCCCUGAAGGGGGUGUCCCAGGACCUGCUGGAGCGGAUCCGGGCCAAGGAGGUGCAGAAGCAGCUGGCACAGAUGACACGGUGCCCAGAGCAGGAGCAGAGGUUGCAGCGGCUUGAACGGCUGCCUGAAUUGGCCCGGGUAUUGCGUAGCAUCUUUGUGUCAGAGCGCAAGCCAGCACUCACCAUGGAAGUGGCCUGCGCCAGGAUGGUAGGCAGCUACCGCGUGGCCAUGAGCUCAGGGGAGAUGGAGAAACACGUGCAGCUCCUCUCUGAGCUGCUGCCUGACUGGCUUAGUCUCCACCGCAUCCGAACUGAUACCUAUGUCAAGCUGGACAAGGCUGCUGAUUUGGCGAGUGUCACUGCACAGCUGGCCUGCCUUGCUCGCGCUGAGGAGAUGCUGUGAGCCUGGUGGCUGCGCACCAACGCGCAAACGUGGGCUCAAGGCCCUGGCUUGGCCCUCUGUGCCUGUUUUAUUCUCUAAGAAUGCAUUUGGCUCUCCCAUUCCUGAUCCACAAAGGGUCAGCAGUUGUACUAGGCUCUGGGGAUGGAAUUAUCUGGCCAUUGUGGGUGGUACAACCACCUCCCACAGCAUGCUGUCAUUAAACUGGUUUCCCUUCAAUUUGUCUUUGCUGCACAGAGUGCAGGUAUGGGGGGGUAGGGUGGCUUUCCUGGCAGCAUGGGUUUGAGCAGUGUGAUUGGCAGAAUAAUACCCCCCUCUCCCCCGUCGAGCACAGGGGUCUUGAGAGCUCAUCCUGUGUUAUCCUAAUGGGCCCAGUGUCAUCACAGCAGAGGUUGGUGGAUGGUAUAUCACUGACUUUGAAGUUGGAGGAUAGGCCAUGAGCCAAGGAAUGGGGGAACCAGCCCUGUCUACACCUUGGUUUUCAGGAUAGUUGGCCCUCUAUCUGCCAGUCAGCUAACUAAGCAAAGGGAAAAAGUUACAGUGUUGGUGGGCCCAGGAUGGUUACUCUGUACUGAGUACAGAAUAAUUCCCUAAACAAUACAGCAUAACAACUACUUACAUAGCAUUAGGUAUUAUAAUCUAGAAGUGAAAUAUACAGGAAUAUGUGCAGGUUAUAUGUGAAUAGUUUGUAUAAAUACACUGAUGGAGUCCCCUGUACCUCCCCUGCCUCUUGGUCCUGAGGCCCA
Messenger RNA from Myotis davidii, 2273 nucleotides. It is a transcript of the gene CDT1, whose product is annotated as chromatin licensing and DNA replication factor 1. The transcript has 11 exons. Gene Ontology annotation, cellular component: nucleus. The record is from RefSeq and is a predicted model, not a curated record. The coding region runs from base 1 to 1530 and encodes 509 amino acids. Gene Ontology annotation, molecular function: DNA polymerase binding; DNA binding. Gene Ontology annotation, biological process: mitotic cell cycle; DNA replication preinitiation complex assembly; DNA replication checkpoint signaling. NCBI's taxonomy places the organism in Eukaryota, Metazoa, Chordata, Mammalia, Chiroptera, Vespertilionidae.